Fusarium redolens is the source of this 2200-nucleotide messenger RNA. RefSeq lists its product as uncharacterized. The transcript has 6 exons. Bases 128 to 2107 code for a protein of 659 amino acids. Gene Ontology annotation, molecular function: DNA-binding transcription factor activity, RNA polymerase II-specific; RNA polymerase II cis-regulatory region sequence-specific DNA binding; zinc ion binding. The record is from RefSeq and is a predicted model, not a curated record. Gene Ontology annotation, biological process: DNA-templated transcription; regulation of transcription by RNA polymerase II. Gene Ontology annotation, cellular component: chromatin. Lineage: Eukaryota; Fungi; Ascomycota; Sordariomycetes; Hypocreales; Nectriaceae.
GUACAAUUUUGUGCCAUUCGACCGAUGGCAUCUUUAGCCAAGAUCUUGACAGUUCAACAGGCACUUUUUGCAGGCAGGUAUUGAGCUCGGGUGCCCAUAAGACCUGAGUUGAACUGUCCUGCGAAUCAUGGAUUCGGCGACAGCUACGUCUCAAUCCCAACCCUCGGAUUCAUCACCCCGCCGCGCAAGAGUCUCAGACCCGCCCUCUGUUUGUUCAUUUUGCCAACGGACGUUCACUCGCCGAGAUGCCCUCAAACGCCACUGGGGAACAUGCAAGGUGCGCCUCGAAACUGGGUCAGAGGUACCACUCCUGCCUGCUCGUCGACCUAGAGGUAAGAAACCAAGGGCCUGCAAUCGCUGUGUUCGUCUGAAGCGCGCUUGUGAUCGCAAUGUUCCUUGCAGCACAUGCAGUAUACGGGACUACGAGUGCUAUUAUGAGCAAGUACGUAGUUCCAAGGCUUCAGAGGAUUCGUCACCAGAAGAGACGAAUGAUGUAUACCAACAAGAGAUAUCCAGUUAUGUUGUUCAAGAAGCUGAGGCAAUGCCUGUUGUCGUGGCUGACUUUAUGGACAACUCACUUAAGUGGCUUCGAUGCGAGUCACUGCCAUUUCCGCGCUUCGACUUUGACAUCUGGAACGAUAUCUACGGUAACGAAAUGCACCUUGUAUCCUGCUUCGAUCAGGCUGCUUCACGAGAAAGGUUGGCUCUACCGUUUCUAAAACGGUUUACAGAGUCAUCAGGCAUUGCCGAUGGUUUCGAUUGCGGGACCCUGUCUCAAAGGCUACAAUUAUAUAACUCCCUCGACGACUCUUCUUGUCAGACCCUGGCCGUCAAAACACGCGAGAUUGUGAGCAUGGUCAAAAGAGCAAUGACCCGAACGCGGUUUUGUUCCAGCACUGGAACAGCGUGGUCUCCAGUUAUGGAAAAGGGCUGUUUCGACUUCUUCUCACCCAAUAAUCUGCGCAGAUAUCUCCUUCUCUUCUGGUCUGGCUGGUAUCCCAACAGCCCAAUCAUCCACAAACCAACAUUCAACCCCGAAGUGGAGCCUCCUGAACUUCUAGCAUCGCUAGCUGUUCUGGGGGCAUGCUUAUCUCCAGACUCAAACGACUGCGUCCGUGCAACAGCGUGGCUUACUCCCGUUGAAGAAGCGGUCUUCAACGACGAUAUCUUGUAUGAUGACUCUAUCGUUGCGUCUUCAGACCUUGUUGGCGAUGAGUCGGCUGUGUGGGAUAAGCUGAAGGCGCUGCAUGCUGCGUAUUUUAUAUGUAUUGCCCAGAAUUGGGAGGGAUCCAAAGAGGGAAGACAGCGUGUUCGAAAGGACCGUUAUAGUCGCAUAGUCUCGAUUGCCAGAUCCUUUGGUCUCUACAACUUGAGCCUUGCGAAGCUGGGUACCACAUCUUCUACUCAGCAAAAAUGGGCCAAGUUCAUCCUUGUUGAAAGCAUGAUUCGAACGGCAACUUAUAUCUAUCUUCUUGACUCUGCGUUCGUUCUAUACUAUAGUCUGCCACCGAGGGUCAUAUCACUCGAGCUCAACACCGGACUAGUCUGUCCUGAGGCAUGUUUCCAAGCAGAGUCGGCAGCAGAAUGUUUUCUACAACUCCACGUGGCAACUAUGGGAACAAAGAAUCAGUUCAGAUUGACGCUAUCUUCUGUUGUUCGACUUUUCUGUUCUUCCCAUGAUGUAGACUUGAGCUUGUUUGAUGGCCUCAGUUCAUUCAAUAUGUUUACCAUCGUAUCAGCUCUCUGUUGUCUGGUAUUCCAGUAUCAGACCACUCUGGUGGACGUAUCACAAGUAACUCCAGCAGCCACUGGCCUAAGUCGCUGGAUGUGGUUAUGGCAACGAGGUGGCCACAUCGUAUCUAAUUCCGACAGUUACUCCCUUGAGAAUAUGUGGAAACGUAUCGGGUUCAUGCAACAUGCUAACGAAUAUUAUCACCUUGCUUGCGCAAUGCUUGAACGAUGGAAGCUUACCGAGAGAGAGAUUGAUGAUACUUUAGCCGCUUGGGCAGCUCCGUUUGGGUCAGUCCAGGGUAUCCCCAAAUACGAUGAUGGCGAUAUGGUCCAGGUUAAAGCUCUCAUUCAUGACAUGGAAAAUAUGACCUAUUAAUUAAGCUGCUGUUAUAUAAUCGAAUUUUAUUAUUCGCUACUGAAAGAUUGUUGUUUUCGAAGAUCUCACAAUAUAAUCUCUUCUCUUUCCUGA